Molecule: messenger RNA, 1518 nt
Organism: Penicillium pulvis
Lineage: Eukaryota; Fungi; Ascomycota; Eurotiomycetes; Eurotiales; Aspergillaceae
Exons: 6
Source: RefSeq, a predicted model, not a curated record
GUCAAAUGUGAUCGACAAGACCCAUGUAUGAAUUGCGUCGAUGCUCAGGUAGAAUGUUGUCGAAACAGACGCAGACGGCCUCGCGGGCGCCAGGCCCGAUCUCGUGCCAUCUCCAAGAGCCCAGCAAAUACAACAUCCUCCACUCGAUAUGACUCAAGCCAUCAAAUCUCAGAAGGUUCUGAAUUUCUGGAUCAGGAAUUAAAAUUGAGGACAGAGCUUUCACAGCACAGAUAUGCUGUCUUAAAAGCUGCAGCUGAAUUCGUGAAUCGAAAUUUCCAGCCAGGCAAUACAUUCCAAGAACCUGCCUACCUUGGCGAACCUCUCCCUGAGAAAGACUCGCAAUUACGCCCUUUUUCACCAGAAAUAUUCUAUAUGAUGACCAUCGGUAUGCGAUAUUUCUGGCCUGAUCAUGUCUCUUCGUCCACACUGGAGAACAUGUGCCUCGCUCUGGUCGAGGGAGAUAUCGACGAGCAGACCCUUGUGCAUUAUCGGGUUUGUGCAUACACAAAAGCUAAAUUUUUCGUUACUCGCGUAUCUGAACUUGGGCACACUAAACGUCUUCGAGACCAUUUCCAGAAUUCUAGAAAGGAAUAUGAAGCUAGCGCCCUCAAUGCUUUGAACAAAAUCAACAUUCUAGCUCCUCCAAGUUUAUCUCUUGUGCAGGCACUAUUAUCAGGAGUAUGUUUAAUCAAACGGACUGAUCUUGUUGAACUAGGCACAACACACUGUCAUGUCGCUCUCAUUGAAAGCCUUAGCCAAGAUAUGUUCAAAAUAUUUGUUGGAUUACAAGAGCGUCGGUUGCACCCGCCAUAUAGCGAAUUAGAGUAUGAGUGGCUAGCCAUUGACUUCAGUUACUAUGCCAUCUUGACUACCAUCCUCCACGCCAAUCCAAAUUCGGCAAAGGGCCCUUUCGUCCGUAAAGAAUGCCUGCUUUAUGCUCGGAAGGCAUUUGUUGCCCUCAAAACAAUACAAGACAAAAUUUCUAUCGAUGGUCAGAUCCCGGAAACACUUCCCAAUGUUCUCACAUGGACCAUGUUGUUUCACCCUCUUUGUCCUUUCUUCGUUCUUUUUUGCAAUGUUGUAAACACCUCGGAUAAGGAGGACUUCUCAUUGAUGCGUGCCAUCACCCAAGGACUUCAAGGAUCUGCGACAACAAAUCCCUCGAUUUCAAAGCUACACCGCCUGUUCUCGUCCUUUCUCGAUCUAUGCUCCCCUCUUUUGCAGAGAAACUACGAUAUAUCUCAAACCCAGUCCUUGCUCUCCUCUAUUCUCGGAAAUUCCCCUGCGGACAGGUGUCACACGCAACUUGAAAAUCAACCUCUCAGUGACAACACAGAUGGCGUGAAUCUCGGUCAAGCGCAGCAGCGUAGCUCUGUCGGUCAAAAUGCUUCCUACCAGGAUGAAGAGACCGCAUGGGGAACCGAUCUUGUGUGGGAACUUUUUGACUCGCAGCCUUGGCUGGGAUGGAUGGAAUGGGAUAAUACAUACAAUGCAGGGGCGUCACUAUCUUUUGAUUAA